Camelus dromedarius (Arabian camel) is the source of this 663-nucleotide messenger RNA. It is a transcript of the gene FAM216B, whose product is annotated as family with sequence similarity 216 member B. NCBI's taxonomy places the organism in Eukaryota, Metazoa, Chordata, Mammalia, Artiodactyla, Camelidae. The coding region runs from base 81 to 572 and encodes 163 amino acids. The record is from RefSeq and is a predicted model, not a curated record. The transcript has 4 exons.
ACUGGAUUUUACCACAACCGCCCCAUGCAGGAAGAGACUUUGCAAGAAAAUUAUAUUGUUGCAAGAAAACUACAUUGAUUAUGAAUACAAGCUUUUUAAAAAGGGGAUACUACAAUACAGGGUGCAAGAUGAAGAUGGGAGAAAAACAGAGGAGACAACAGCAGCUCCGGAAUGCUCCACAGAUUCCUCGCAUUCGAGUCCCUCCCUCCGCCUCGGACACUUCCUUGCUGAAGGACCUAAGCCGAGGGCAGCAGCGAUACUUUCACAGCAUCAUGAGGAUUUACGACUCCAGGCCCCAGUGGGCGGCCCUGCAGGCCCGCUAUAUUCACAGCCUACAGGAACAGCAGCUGCUUGGCUAUAUUACCCAACGGGAGGCCUUGGCUUGUGCCGCUGUGCUUAGGGCUUCAACCGAGAGAGCCGCGGCCAAGGCAGCUUCUCAAGGAAUCCUCCCCAGAAAAGCAUCAGGCGUGGCAAGCACCAGGCGCUCAGCACUGCCUGUGGCUGCGGUUCGACCCAAGGCCCAAAGCACAGGGCUCCGAUCCCCCAGAAUCAAGGCUUUGCACAAGCUCUGAACAGGCAGUUUGCCCAUGUUCUCUUGGCACCUAGUGGGUACUUAGUGCAUAUUUGUUGAAUACGAAUGAAUAAAAGAAUAACUUCGAAUAC